AUGGCAGAUUCGGACACCUACCUGCGGCAGCCCUGGAGCACGGUGCACGGUGUCCCCAUGGUCUGCGCCUUCGCCCAUGGCUGGGAGCGGGUGGACGCCUUCCAGAGUCGCCCCGAGGACAUCGUGGUGGUCACCUUCCCCAAAUCCGGCACCACCUGGGUCAGUGAGAUCGUGGACAUGAUCCUGAAAGCCGGUGACCCCGAAAAAUGCAAGCAGGACGCCAUAGUCAACCGAGUGCCCAUGCUGGAGUUCGCCGCCCCUGGGCAGAUGCCAUCAGGCACGGAGCAGCUGGAGGCCAUGACAUCCCCUCGCAUCAUCAAGACCCACAUCCCCGCUCACAUCUUGCCCAAAUCCCUCUGGGAAAACUGCUGCAAGAUGAUCUAUGUGGGGCGCAAUGCCAAGGACGUGGCCGUCUCCUUCUACCACUUUGACCUGAUGAACAAGCUUCACCCUCACCCGGGGACAUGGGCCCGGUACCUGGAGGAGUUUAUGGCUGGCAGAGGUGGGACAUGGCACCCCGGGGUGCAACUGGGGACC
This is a messenger RNA of Mesitornis unicolor (brown roatelo), 537 nucleotides long. RefSeq names its product sulfotransferase family cytosolic 1B member 1-like. Gene Ontology annotation, cellular component: cytoplasm. The record is from RefSeq and is a predicted model, not a curated record. Gene Ontology annotation, biological process: sulfation. Gene Ontology annotation, molecular function: sulfotransferase activity. The transcript has 4 exons. The annotation marks the transcript as partial. Lineage: Eukaryota; Metazoa; Chordata; Aves; Mesitornithiformes; Mesitornithidae.